Molecule: messenger RNA, 1667 nt
Organism: Pimephales promelas (fathead minnow)
Lineage: Eukaryota; Metazoa; Chordata; Actinopteri; Cypriniformes; Leuciscidae
Gene: mmachc
Product: metabolism of cobalamin associated C
Biological process (GO): cobalamin metabolic process
Cellular component (GO): cytoplasm
Molecular function (GO): demethylase activity; FAD binding; cyanocobalamin reductase (cyanide-eliminating) (NADP+) activity
Source: RefSeq, a predicted model, not a curated record
AUUAUGAGAAGAAGAGAUAUGGCGAUCUCCUGUGAGGAUCUUAUAGGAACUUUCCGAGAGUCUUUAAAAGCGCACGGUUUUGAAAUUUAUCCAUUUAAGGUUGGCUGGUACAAUGCAGUGCUCUCUGAUGGCCAUCACCUCCCUUACCCAGCAGACACUCUGGCUGUGGUGGUCCUCAGCACUCCGGCCAUGUUUGAGCGCUCGUUCCUGCCCUUCUUACAGAGCCAGCGCUGUGAGGGCCUCAGGGACCCCAUAGAUCAGUGCAGCGCACACACCAUCUCAGCCUGUGUCUCACUGUGUUUUCCCGAUCAGUCUGUGGAUAUCAGUUAUGAUUAUGAGAUGCUGCCCAGCAGAAGACCCAAGUUCCUCGCACAGACCGCCGCACACAUAUCAGGAGCAGCGUAUUACUACCAGAAAUCAGACAUCCACAGUCCACCGUGGGCUGAUAAGAAGAUGUUUGGAGUCUGUAUACACCCCAGGCUGGGCGGCUGGUUUGCUAUACGAGCCCUGCUGGUCUUCCAGGAUGUGCGAGUGGGAGCGGAUCUCCAGCAGAAAGAUCCUCCAGACUGUGUGCGCUCACAGGAGGACCGGAUCGAGCUGCUGGAGAGGUUUAACUUCCACUGGCAGGACGGGAGCUAUAGAGACAUUGUGUCCACAGAGGAGAGGUACUCAGACCAGCAGAUAGAGUAUUUCAGCACUCCUCCAGGCCAGCGGGGGGAGCUGCUCAGACGGUGGGGCUUCCUGACGGAGACGGACACUGAUAAGCAGAGCUCCACCAGCAAACAGGGCUGAUUACACACUCUUAUAGCUGUUUUCCCAAAGAUGUGCUGGAAGACACAUAUCAAAUAAAAAGGCAGUUUGUAUUUGCAAUCUCAUAAUAGUCAAAAUUGUGAGAUAACUCGCAAUUUAUUUAUUUAUUUCAUGGCGGAAACAAACUUGCGUAUGGUUAUUUUGAAUUGCGUUCAAUGUAUUAAGAUUCUGCAAGUGUCUCACUGUAAUCGCUAUUCAACUACAGAGAAAAUGUAUUAUAAAUACUCAUUUAUUUUUGUUUUGUUUUAUUUAAUAAAACGAAGAGAAAUAGGAUUGAGUAUUGUGUCAAGGGAAAGUACACCCCCAGUGUUCUUUUUGUAAUAUUUUAAUUAUUUUAUAAAUUAUCACUAGAGGGCACUCCACGCCAGACUAUUGCCACUCAGUAUUGGACUUCAUUUCCCAUCAUCCUCUGCCCAGUUUCAUCAUCACUGACUGAUCACAGAUGUUUCUCAUUAGCUCUUUCCAUAAAAGCCUGGUUCACUCUGUUAAACUGCAAUGCUGAGCCAAUGUGUCUUGUUUUUUUGUUUGUUUCCAUUGUAACUGAACAGUUAGUCUGGUAGGAAGGGGGGGUUCACCUGCACCCGAAAGAUAUAUUUUUUUAACCUAGUUUUUUGUAAUCCUUAAGGUGUCUAGAAAAGAUGUUACCCGCGCAAAUUUUUGUCCCAUAUGUGAUUUUUUGUAUCAUCUUUUGUGUCCGUGCUCGAUUUUUGGCUGCGGAAAAUGAAAACUUUAAACCUACAUAGAAUCUGAACAAUACAUCCUACAGACACAAUCUACCCCAUUUUCUCUUCGUCUUUGCAUGAGGAAUUGAUAGAUAUGAGGAUUGUCUUGAUUAGAUGAUGUAUAGUGCAUAAAAA